Molecule: messenger RNA, 1483 nt
Organism: Mya arenaria
Lineage: Eukaryota; Metazoa; Mollusca; Bivalvia; Myida; Myidae
Exons: 12
Coding region: 110-1426 (438 amino acids)
Source: RefSeq, a predicted model, not a curated record
UUGAUUUUGAACAAAGCUUGUGAUGUUAUGUUUGGUUUAUGUCAAUUUUGGAGACAAAAUCUAGUGCAUCAGAUAUUCAGCUCAACUAAAAGAUUAAAGUAACUUGAUAAUGUCUACAGUAAAAAGGGACUUUGGGUCAUUCCAUGCCUCAAAUGUACAGGAGCUGCUGGAUCUGUCAAAUGAAGAAUAUACACCACCACCAGCUCCUUUUACUUGUCCAAAAUUUGAUAAAUACAGAACUGAAACACCACACUUUGGGAAAGAUAUGAGGAAUAAACAUUUUCACUUAGAGGAAGACUGUGUAUUUCUGAAUCAUGGAGCAUUCGGUGGUGUUUUGAGAGAAGCUCUCGAGACAGCCCAGAAGUACCAGGUGUGGGUGGAAAAACAACCACUGAGGUUUUAUGAUCGUGAGUUACUACCCAGGCUGGUCUAUGUAACCAGGAGGAUCGCACAGUUUGUUGGUUGUGAUCGCCGUGACCUUGUUUUGGUGGAGAAUGCUACAACUGCGCUCAAUACGGUCAUACAGAGUGUGCCUCUGGGGCCUGGGGAAAAAUUGUUCUGCCUCAGUACCACAUACGGCGCAGUUAAGAAAAUGUUAUCCUGGUGUUGUGAGCAGACUGGAGCUCAUCUUUGCCAGGCAACCGUGGACUUCCCCAUCACAGACGAGCAGCAGUUGGUUGAUCUGGUAGAGAGAAACCUAGAGGCGGGCACAAAACUGGCAGUGUUUGACCACAUUUCCAGUAAUACACCUUUCGUUAUGCCAAUCAAAGAUAUCAUCAGAGUUUGCCAUGAAAAGCACAUACCAGUGCUGGUUGAUGGAGCCCAUGCUCUAGGCUCCCUUCAUCUAGACAUCAGCUCCCUGGAUGCUGACUACUAUGUAACUAAUGCUCACAAAUGGCUGUGUGCCCCAAAAGGAACUGCCCUUAUGUAUGUAAGGAGAGAAUUGCAGGAAAAAACUCGGCCCUUGAUAGUUUCGCAUGGUUUUGGGUCUGGUUUUAACUCAGAGUUUAUAUGGGCUGGUUUGCACGACUACAGCCCAUUCCUGGCUCUCCAUACGGUGUUAGAUUUCUGGGAAACCUUGGGAGUAGAAUCCAUACUCAACUACACCCAUGACUUGGCUAAAAAGGCUGGAGAUAUGCUUGUCAAGGCCUGGGGAACAGAACUUGCGGCCCCGCCUCACAUGUUUGGCAGCAUGAGUCUCGUAGGCCUUCCACCAUCGCUGUACGCCCAGGAGAAACCAGCGGACUACUCCGUCGCCGAGAAAAUACAGAACGACCUCUACCACCAGUAUAAUAUGGAGGUACCUGUCAAGAGUGUACAGGGCCGCUUGUAUGUGAGGAUAUCAGCACACAUCUACAAUCAUCUAGGCGAGUAUGAGCUUCUCAGGGAUGCUGUGAUAGGCAAGAUGCAAGAAAAUAAAAAUUAAUGUUACUUAUUUGUUUUCCUUUUUUGUGUUGGAAGGUGAUGGCCGAAUGACUCUUGU